UAGUACAAGGAAAUGCGCAUGCGCGUUAUGUAACCAUAGUUACUACGAUAUAAACUGACUUACGUUGGUUGCGUAGAAAGAAACGUUCAACGAGAAAUAUGCUAAACUUUCCCGUUUCACAGAUUCGUCUCGAUUAAAUAAGCAUAAUCACGUCCAACCUAUAUACAUAUAAUUCGGUGAAUGUCUCCGUCUAAUUAUUCUAGUCUCCGGAAUGUCAGGAGAGGAGUGAAGUCCAGGAUGCACAAGCUUGUACGGCACUUCGUUGGACCAGUGGUUAAACAUCGAUAAUAUAACGAGCAAACACGUCUUUAACAGCCAUGGAGUUACUUCCAAUUCUAGAUGUCCUUGAUUCGCCAAAAGAAGGACUGUGGUAUUCUUUGGUACCUGCUGGAAGUGCUCCCGGUGUCAGCGUGGGUCACACUUGCUCCUUUGUUCCCUCUACUGAUGAAGGAAAUGGAAGAAUCAUCAUUAUUGGUGGAGCGGAUCCCAGUGGUAGUUUCUCACAUUCCCAUGUUAUCGAUCUUGAUAAUCACCAGUGGGUUCAAGCCGAUUGGACAGGUCUUGAGUCACGCUAUGAACACUGCAGUUUUGUGCCAGAUUGCUGCCCACAGAGCUUAUGGGUGUUUGGAGGAGCACAGCAGACAGGCAAUCGCAACACCAUUCAGAAGAUCCAGUUAUCAGACAGCGAUUCCCACUGGAGGAAUAUUCAAACAAAUGGGGACCCUCCAUGUCCGAGGACAUAUCACACCAGUUCAGCUUGCCUUGGAGACAAACUGUAUGUGUUUUCUGGAGGUGAAGCGGGAGCCUCACCAGUCGCUGACCAGAAACUCCACAUAUUCGAUACAGUGUCGUCAACGUGGUCCCAACCGCAAACACAAGGCCGACCCCCAACAGCAAGGCAUGGCCACAUUAUUGUAGCUGUCGGUUCUAAGAUCUAUAUUCAUGGCGGCGUAGCUGGAGACAAAUUCUACAACGACAUGUACACUCUUGAUACAGUGGGCAUGCUGUGGAAAAAGGUGAAAGCCAAAGGAGAUCUCCCACCUGCUGUGGCAGCACACUCGUCUGUAGCGUUGGGCAAUUGUGUCUACAUUUUUGGUGGGAUGACACCUGAUGGAGCCAGCAAUUCCAUGUAUAAAUUCGUCACUGACAAGUGCAAAUGGGUCCUGAUGAGAUUUGAAGGAGAUCUGCCGCCAAACCGCCUCGACCACUCUAUGUGCCUGGUGCCAUGGAAGAUCAGAGAUGCAGCAUCUUCAAGUGAUGAGUCGGCAGAUUGCCAAGCAAACUCGAAUUCGGUUAAUUUAGUUUUUAUUUAUGCAGGAAUGGACACUCAAGGGGUCAUUCAUAAUGACUGUGUCGUGACUGUGGUGACAUGAUGUCAAAAUGUUCUUUUCUACCAGUAACUGUGAUGGUCAUUAAUGUAGUAGAUGCACUGAAAUCUGGUGAACUGAUUAAUGCUCCUCUUGAAACUUGAUUUUUCAGAAAAUGAGUGAACGUGUACAUUUAUGCUCAUGGGAAAAUCGUCUCACAACUUAUGGAAAUUAAAUUCAGAAGAGGGUAUUGAAAAUCUUUCAAUAAGGCCUUUUAAUGAUAAAAAUGUCAUGGAAUACCACCACUUUUGAAGGGAGAGUCAAGGCAUUCUUUGGGUGUGAAUUAGGUAGGUUAUGAGGUAGUGCAAGAAGCCAAAUGUUUCUUGGAUAACUGACUGCAUGAAAGAUACUGAUGAAAAAAAAAAUGCAGCUUGUCCAGACCAUGGCUUUUGUAUAUUUAAAAACAAACAAAAAAAACCAAAACACAGCUUGUGAUAUUUUGUAUCAAACAUUUUAUUUGUUUCCAGAAGAACAAUGACCAGAUUUAAUAAAUAACUUUUGU
Messenger RNA from Synchiropus splendidus (mandarinfish), 1869 nucleotides. It is a transcript of the gene rabepk, whose product is annotated as Rab9 effector protein with kelch motifs. The transcript has 8 exons. The record is from RefSeq and is a predicted model, not a curated record. Bases 318 to 1373 code for a protein of 351 amino acids. NCBI's taxonomy places the organism in Eukaryota, Metazoa, Chordata, Actinopteri, Syngnathiformes, Callionymidae. Gene Ontology annotation, molecular function: protein binding.